AUGAUUAUGCCCAAACCAGUGGUGCUGUUCAAGUUUGACAACCAGAAGGAGGUGGACCGCUGGCAGGGCGCCGCGGCGUUCACCGGCCGCUGCAGCACCGAGCUGGACGACGACGCUGACCUGGCGCGCGCCGGCUACUGCGCCGCCAACAGCAAGGCGCGCCCGCGCCCGCGCCCGCGCCCGCGGUCCGCGGGUUGGACGGACGUGCGCAUCCCCUUGAGGGCGUUCCUGCUGACCUACAAGGGCCGACUGGUGGAGGGCCGCAUGGAGCUGCCCAAGGACAGAGUGGUGUCGGUGGGCGUCGCCAUUUCGGCCCUCGCGUCCAGCGACCCCGAGGACGAGGCGCGCAGCGGCGUGGAGCAGCGGCCGUCGGACGGCGGCGGCGGCGGCGCGGCGGCGGCGGCGGGCGGAGGGGAGGAGGCGGCGGCGGCGGCGGCGGGCGCGGCGGGCGGGGAGCAGCAGCAGGAGCGGGCGGAUCUGGAGGCUGACGUGGGCGCGAGCGAGCCCGUGGUCCUCACAUCGAAUUUCAAGCUGCUGCUCCGGCAGAUACGAGCAGAGGGCCGGGCGGGUGUGACAGGGCCCGCGGAGGCUUAG
Monoraphidium neglectum is the source of this 594-nucleotide messenger RNA. RefSeq lists its product as hypothetical. NCBI's taxonomy places the organism in Eukaryota, Viridiplantae, Chlorophyta, Chlorophyceae, Sphaeropleales, Selenastraceae. The transcript has 3 exons. The coding region runs from base 1 to 594 and encodes 197 amino acids. The record is from RefSeq and is a predicted model, not a curated record.